This is a messenger RNA of Pocillopora verrucosa, 1522 nucleotides long. RefSeq names its product ataxin-10. Gene Ontology annotation, biological process: neuron projection development. Gene Ontology annotation, cellular component: cytosol. NCBI's taxonomy places the organism in Eukaryota, Metazoa, Cnidaria, Anthozoa, Scleractinia, Pocilloporidae. The record is from RefSeq and is a predicted model, not a curated record.
UUCAACUUUCAACAUGGCGGACGGAGACAACGCACUUUCAGAACUGGGAGCAUUGACGAGAAAACUAAAUUACUCAAAAAAUUCGUGGACUGAGGUUAAAGCUACGUUGGAAAGACUUAAGACAUGGGCGGUGGCUGAAGAAAACAGAUUUAUGGUAUCAGAGACGAAUAUUUUGCAGAUGAAAGAUAUUAUAACGGCCUGUAAAAAUAGCAUGUGUGCACAAACAGGUGAAUUAGAAGAAAAUCAGCUGAUCCUUUGCCUUAGAGCUUCAGCAGAAGCUUUUAGAUUCCUGAGAAACUGCUGUGCGGCAACACCCAAGAAUCAGAACAGUAUAGUAUCGUUAGGAGUUAUCGAGGAAGUACUUAAUACAAAUGUGCUUUUGCUAAAACCAAAGUUCCAAGAGAAUGAAAGAGCAUCAGAUGCAGUUAAUGAUGCUGUAAAGAGUAGUCUUCAGCUUCUGGGAAACACAGUGGUGAAAAAUGAUGCUACUCAGCAGUUUGUAUGGAAUAUGUGCUUCCCAAACUUCUUCUUGAGUGUGCUGUCUUCAGUUAAUCGCAACAUACAGGACUGCUUGUGCAUGAUUAUUUACAACUGCUUGAAUGAGCAGCACAGGAUUCAGCUAGUAAGUGCUCAUGAUGGACUCAAGAUGAUCACCCAUGUUAUACAUUUGUGUGCUGAAAAGUCUCAACUUGAAUGGGGGUAUUUUAUAUUAGAUUAUUUGAUCUGCAAUGCACUAUUACCUGAGAUAUACAAAGGAAUUGAAUUUGAUCCAUUAGCUAGGAUAAUCUUACUAGACUUGAUUCAAGUCAAAAUAACAGAUGCUUUAGAUGAGCCAAGUAUCAAAUUAAGAGAAGAACAUGUGAAACAUGGUUUUUAUACAGACUCCUUAGCUUACAUUGCUGAUGAGUUUGAAAAGCAGGCUGAAGACAUUAUACAACAACUACAACAGCUGAGUCCAUCAUCUGAUGACUUUUUUCAGGUCUUGAUCAUUACGCGGCUGUUAAGUGUAUUAUCCAUUGGCACAGGACUACAAUCAAACCUCACUGGUCUACAAGAAAGAACCCCAUUACUUACCACCUGUGUAGGCUUAUUAAAGGAGACUACUAAUUCAGAGGUAAAGGAAACUUUCAGCAAUGCACACUCCAUACCACAAGGUGUAGACUCUGGGAAACUGAGUCCUAGUCACGGCUUUCAGAGAGAUCUAGUGCGAGUCAUAGGGAAUAUGUGUUACAAACAUGCAGCCAAUCAGAACAAGGUACGUGACCUAGGAGGAAUUCCAUUACUACUGGAUCACUGUAAUGUGGAUGAUCACAAUCCUUUCAUCUGUCAGUGGGCCAUCUUUGCAAUCAGAAACCUCUUAGAGAAUAAUAAAGAAAACCAAAGAAUUGUUUCAGCCAUGGAUUGCCAAGGGCUAGCUGACACUUCACGGCUAAGAGAGCUGGGAGUUGAGGCUGUUGAAUUAGACAAUGGGAGAAUCAAACUUGUUCCAAUUAAAAAAAAUUCAUAAUUAAUCAUAAAGUUA